Messenger RNA from Sinocyclocheilus anshuiensis, 1572 nucleotides. RefSeq lists its product as uncharacterized. The record is from RefSeq and is a predicted model, not a curated record. Gene Ontology annotation, biological process: Ras protein signal transduction; cell surface receptor protein tyrosine kinase signaling pathway; positive regulation of MAPK cascade. The coding region runs from base 14 to 1540 and encodes 508 amino acids. The transcript is spliced from 5 exons. Lineage: Eukaryota; Metazoa; Chordata; Actinopteri; Cypriniformes; Cyprinidae. Gene Ontology annotation, cellular component: cytoplasm.
CCAGUGAAGAACCAUGGAGGAAGACAUCAGGAGAAAAGGGAUGCUUUAUUUUCAUCAGCAGCGCUUCGGCAAGAGAUGGAGGAAGGUGUGGUGCGUGGCGGUGGCGGAGGGCAGACGCAGCGUGUCACGGCUGGAGCUGUACGAGAACAAACACUCCUCCAUCAAACAGGGCUCCAGCAAACGCAAACCUGACUACAAACAGGUGAUCCGGCUGCGAGAAUGCAUCCGCAUAUCAGAAAGAGAGAUAGCUGACUGCCCCAAAGACUGCGCUGCCUUUUAUCUCGAGACCUCAGACAAACUUUACGUGUUCGCUGCUCAACAUUCAGAGCUGAAGGGCUGGAUCAAGAGUCUGUGCGAGCAGGCGUUCCCUGACACCGGGGCUGAACAAAGAUUACAGAGAGAGAGCUGCCUCUAUUCUGACCCUGUGAGCAGUUCCCACACCAGAGAAAUGCAGGAAAACUCACUUUAUGACACAGCAGAGAACGUUCAAGAUUUUCUGGUCAUGGCAGUGGGCACCGAGGCUGCUGUUCGGUGCAAUCUGUAUGGGGAAUAUAUCCUCACUCCCCUGCCGGACUGCUUAUUCCUGAAGGACAUUCAGACUAAGAAAGUGCUAUUCAAAUGGCCGUACUGUUACGUAAGGAAGUUUGGACAAGACAUGCUGUCUUUUUCCUUUGAGGCUGGUCGCAGAUGUGAGUCCGGCGAGGGGAAUUUCGAGUUUGCAACCCAUCAGGGUGAAAGACUGUUCAAUGUUGUCAGUGCAGCCAUCCAGAAUAUACCCAGACCCUCCACAGCGAAACCAAUCAGCCCUGACUAUGUAGAACAAAGUAUAGUUCAAGAAACCACGGGCAUGGAUGAAACGUACGAUUACACCAUAGGUAGUCAAGCAUCUGACUUUUUACCUGAGGGGAAAAUGCAGAACGUGCCUAAUCAUUCAUCAAAAAUGCUCAACCCCUUUUGGAGGAGCUUUUCUUUGAAUGCAGUUGAGCCACAAAGUGAAAGUCAAGUGACGAGCAUCGACACAGACCUUGAGAAUCAGGAACCCAUCUAUGCCACUGUGUCAAAAGCUCAGCUGAAAGCCACUUCCCCUACAGACCCUAAAAUGCACUGGCAAAACCUGAGAAAAGCUCUCCAGCAGUCUGUGUCUUUCCAAGACUCUUUCAAGACCGACGCUGACAUUUCGCAGUUGUCUGAUUUCGCGAUCCCCCGGGAAGAGGGUGACUUGUUGGGUGAUUCCAUCCAGCAAUUAGCAAUUAAUGACGCAUUACAGGACAUCAGUGCAGAAGCAAUUUAUGCAGAUCCACAGGACUUCCAAGCCAGAGCUGAGUGGAUUGUCAGUGCUACGUACGAAGAACCGGAGGAGGUCAUCAAGGCUAUUCAAAGAUCUCAUGAUGGGGCAGAGCACCUAGCUGAGCAUGACUCCUUCUACAGCCCUGACAUGGGCGCUACACAGGCCAUGGCUGCCCCCUCCAACACAGUCCAAAGUUCAGAUGGUUUGUUCUUAACUUAUGACAAUUUCAGGUUGAAGGGACAGCGAAUGUAACAUAGCAUGCUCAUUCCACAAUCAAAAUCAAG